Messenger RNA from Vicia villosa (hairy vetch), 295 nucleotides. RefSeq names its product peamaclein-like. The record is from RefSeq and is a predicted model, not a curated record. Lineage: Eukaryota; Viridiplantae; Streptophyta; Magnoliopsida; Fabales; Fabaceae. The transcript has 3 exons. Bases 7 to 267 code for a protein of 86 amino acids.
AUCAUAAUGUCUAAACUUUUUUGUGUAACUCUUCUAAUGUUUGUUACAGCUUUUCUGAUCCAAAAUGCAUCCGCUGGUGGAGAAGGUUCACUUCAACCUAAUGAUUGCAACGCUGCGUGUGACUUCCGUUGUUCAAAGAAUGAAUACAAGGAAGAAUGUUCAUCAUACUGCAACAUAUGUUGUGAAAAAUGUUUGUGUGUGCCAUCUGGAACAAGUGGCAAUAAGGAAGAAUGUCCAUGUUAUAACGGAGGACCCGAUUGUCCUUAAUCUAUUUAUUUUCAUGUUAAAACUAUUA